AUGCCUACCGAGAAAGUCGCCCACUUGAUUCUCUCUGGUGGUUUGGGUAAUUCAAUCUAUGUCCAAUCCCAACUUCGUGCCCGAUACUCGUCGGCGUCUUCCGAAUUUCCUAAUGCCCCCAACCUACAAGUUCGCGUUGCUCCGGAACCACAAUUGGUCGUUUGCAAGGGCAUAGUGGCUGAUAGAGUUCAAAAGCUGAGAAGUGGGAGGAGCAUGUUGAACUGGAGAUGCUGUCGUGCAAGUUACGGCACCAAAUGUAAGGUGCUUUAUAACCCAGCUAACCCAAACCAUUCUGGUCAACGUACUGCGCUUGAUACUCUUGAUGGAAAGAUGUAUGUCACGGGUUGCGUCAAUUGGUUUAUUAAAAAGGGGGAACCUGUAUGUACCGACUCUCCAAUCGUCAAGCCAUUCCUCCGAAAAUUUAUUCCAGCCAUAAGAUCAGAUCCAUGUCCAGACCGCAUAUUUCACACAAGUGUCGUGACGUCUGAUCUCGACACAGCUUCUUUACCUCUCGUCAUGAACCCUGACUGUCGCAAGCUUUGUGAACUCACCUUAGAUCUGUCAUCUAUUCAUCUCUCGCUCUGCAAACUCAAGAACCGCCAUUGGUGGCAGUCCGGCGAGAAAUACCAUCGCAUCGAGGAAGUUAUCAAGGUUAUUCUUGGUCUAGCGGAUAUAUCCUUUGAAUUGUGGUAUGCUGGCUAG
Molecule: messenger RNA, 702 nt
Organism: Glarea lozoyensis ATCC 20868
Lineage: Eukaryota; Fungi; Ascomycota; Leotiomycetes; Helotiales; Helotiaceae
Exons: 3
Coding region: 1-702 (233 amino acids)
Source: RefSeq, a predicted model, not a curated record